AUGGAAUGGGUUGGAGUGAAACAAAAUGGAAAAAUGAAGGUACACAGCCUUUGCAUAGAUGCAGAGCGGCAGCAGAGAGAAGCGCUCAACAUCGCUAAAUUUGACCAAAAACUGAUGCUGGCUUACAAGCGCUACAGCUUGUUUGGAAUGAUCUACGACCACUACUUUGUAACAGACGGGAAGUGGACCAUAGAGUUUCGAGGAGAUAAGGUUGCCGAGGCCGUCGUCCAUGUACACGCUCAGCAUCCAGAAUACUACGAGGUCGCACGGACAUUCAGCAAUUCCGAAGAUGUGCGACAUCGCAUGAAGUUGGUAUGUGGCGCCCGUGCAUUUUCUUUCUGUUUCCGCAAUUGUGAGCAUGUGGCACGCUACAUCGCAGAAGGCAACUGGUUCAGUGCACAGAGCGCCGUGGAAGGCACAAUCUGGAGAAAGUGCCUAUCCCAACUUGCAGGUCAACACCAGCUUAAGCUCAACAAGUGGCCGUGGGAGUUGGAACCUGUGCCUUCCUGCAGUCUCAAAGGUUUGGAAGGGUUUCUGAGCUACCAGGGGCAGGACUGCCACGUGAGCCAUGAUUCGAGUUUCUUCACCGUCCUGGCUGUCGGAGACAUGGCGGAGACGUCGAGGUUGAUCGACAUGCUCUUCGACAGGAGUGUGUCCCGAACCGGCAGUUCCCAGAACGUACCCCUGAAGCUUCAGGUAACACUAGGGCUGGGCGAAAUUGGUGGCCGCAAGCGUUCUGUGCAAGUGAUUCAGAUGAUAGGCACUGUCGAAGCAGGCUUCGAGAAUGCUGAGAUCCUGAAAUCGCAUAUGCUCGAAGAUGUGCUGAAUGUGGACCGUGUUCUAGUUGCCAUAGAUGCGCUCCCGCUCACGGAAAGUAUGUGUACGCUUUUAAGACUGCUCGGCAUCUGCCAGAACGCCAUGAACUUCACCUUUGUGCAUAGCAAAGCUGCAGACAUCACCAGAAGCGUUGCUGACAAGCUUCUGUGGGAAUUGCAUUGUCAACUUGGUGUCGUUUACACUUCUGCCAUCUCCACGCCAUCUGUGCGCACAUGUCAGCAUUUCAUGAGCUGCGAGUACUUGAAGCAAGAGGAACGGCCCAGCCGAGUACUGGCUGUGAAGAAUGACUUGCCCGAGCCUCGAAGCGCGACGAGGGUGCACCUCCUCGUCCCUGGACUUGCCGUGAAUGCAGAAGCAUUGUUGGAUGCUAUAUUUUUGCCAUGUGACGGUCACUUCUUGUCGAGAGAUUGGCGCCUUCGAGUGGACACCACAACUAGCAUCUGUCAAAUUCAGUGA
Symbiodinium necroappetens is the source of this 1293-nucleotide messenger RNA. The record is from the annotation of a GenBank genome assembly. NCBI's taxonomy places the organism in Eukaryota, Dinophyceae, Suessiales, Symbiodiniaceae.